Messenger RNA from Triplophysa dalaica, 2667 nucleotides. RefSeq lists its product as uncharacterized. The coding region runs from base 14 to 2359 and encodes 781 amino acids. The record is from RefSeq and is a predicted model, not a curated record. The transcript has 2 exons. Lineage: Eukaryota; Metazoa; Chordata; Actinopteri; Cypriniformes; Nemacheilidae.
GCCAGAUUUAGCGAUGGUUGCCGUGAGGCUCUGCGUUCUGUUCCUCUCCUGCCUUCUGGCGUCAGCCUGGACUGUGGAAAGACUGAAAAACACUGUUGACUUGAGAAAUGUUAACUAUCCCAGGCCUUCUCUUUGUCAUGGCCUCCAGCUAUUGUUGUGGUUUGCCCAACUAGUUCAUGAAAUUGAUCAAGAUGGCAUUCUUACCCUCGAUUCAAAAUGUAAUCCAAAAAGGGGCGAUUUUGGCUUCAGUUACUUUGGAAAUGAAGACGAAAUCCUCCCUAUAUUGAGUGAGGAGGGGAAAGAAUAUUAUUCUGUUGGCAACCUUAACACCAAAGAAUAUCCUCAAGCAAAUGAACUGCUGAACUACAUCAAGGGGGUUAAAAAUACAUGUUCAUGGCAAAAGGACACAUACAGGCUUGUGGUCUCUAUGCACCCAAAUCAACCACGAAAGGUUUAUAAUGCCUAUAUCACAGCACAUAAUUUCGGCAAGGACGGCUUUCCUCCGUCAACCACAUAUGAGAUUGAUCCUGUUCUGAUACAGCAGAUUAAGAACAGUAAGCUAUGCAAUGUGGCCAACAAUUUUUGCAACUACUUCUCUUUUGAUCCCCGAAAGAAAAGUCCACAAAAGACUAAACCAACAAUUUGCUAUGGCCAAGAGUUUGAUGUUGAAAACAGAAGGAUUCCUACAAUAAUAAAAGGCUUUGAAGCUGAAAUGCAGCUCUACAGUAAAAACGGUACAGCUUGUGCUCGGCUCUACAUCAAGAAGACCUACUGUAAAUGGCUCGAUGACUUCAACUCAUCAUGGGUGGGGUUUUACAAUAAUUCAGAAAGUCCCAAUGAAAAUUAUAAAACCUAUUCGUAUGCUGUAUAUUUUAAAAAAAUAAUAGGACAUGACAAAAAGUGUUAUGAUGUUUAUGAAUACCAGUCAAAUUUGCCAAUUGCUCCUGGAGUUCAGAUCCGCUUUUUCCCCAACAAUCCCUAUACUGGCGCCCUAGCACAAACUACACCCUGGAAGGCUGCUGAAGAAUGGAUGAAAUCAUUAUCAGACUGUAAAAACAUAAAUCCAGAUCGACCUAAUGACUUGUCAUACUUGACUGAUCGAAGGAACAUUUAUGGACUGGAUGCCAACAGAGUCACUCCUAUUAAAAUAAAAGGGUUUAAAGCUAGAAUGCAGCUCUACGCUAAAGACGGGAAAGCUUGUGCUCGGAUCUACAUCGAUAAGACCUUCAGUAACUGGCAAGAUGUCUUCACCCAGUCAUGGGUUGGGUUCUACAACAGUUCACAAAAUCCCAGUGAAACAUAUAACGCCGAUGUCAAACGAUUUGAAAAAAGGGUAGGACAUAGCAUAAAGUGUUAUGACAUUUAUGAAUUCCAGUCAAAUUUGCCAAUUGCUCACGGAGUUCAGAUCCGAUUCUUCCUCAACAAUGCACGUGAAAGUGAACUAACACAAUCUAUACCCUGGCAAACUGCUAAAGAAUGGAUGACAUCAUCAUCAGACUGCGCCUCAUCAUUCUGGUCUGAUCCUGAAACUGAUGAUGCCAACAGCGUCAUCCCGACUAAAAUAAAAGAGUUUGGAGCUAGACUGCAGCUCUACAAUAAAGAUGAUAAAGCAUGUGCUCGAGUUUACAUCGAGAAGACCUUCAGUAAUUGGCUAAAUGUCUUCACCGAAUCAUGGGUGGGUUUUUACAACAGUUCGCAAGAUCCCAAUGAAAGAUAUGUCAAAUAUGAGUAUGUUAAAAACAUUCAGAAAGUGGAAGGACAUAGCGGAGCGUGUUAUGAUAUUUAUGAAUACCAGUCAAAUUCGCCAAUCUUUCCUGGAGUACAGAUCCGCUUUUUCCUAAAAAAUACAUAUACUAGUGAAAUAGCAAAAACUACACCCUGGCAGCCUGCUGAAAAAGCAUCGACAUCACCAUCAGAUUGUAAAGAUCUGAAUCAUGAUCGUCCCGAUGUCUGGUCAUACCGGCCUGAUCAAGAGUACAAUUAUGGAUCAGAAUUUGAUGACCUCAACAGAGUCAUGCCUACUAAAAUAAAAGGGUUUGAAGCAAGUCUGCAGCUCUACGAGAAAUACGGUAAAGCUUGUGCUCGGCUCUACAUCAAGAAGACCUUCAGUGAAUGGCAAUAUGACUUCGCGUCAUCAUGGGUGGGGUUUUACAAUCCUGUUCAAAAUCCCAAUGGCAGAUAUGAUGCCUAUGAGUAUGUGGGAAAUUUUGAAAAAGUGGCAGGACAUGGCAUCAAGGAUUAUGAUAUUUAUGAAUACGAGUCAAGUUUGCCGAUUGCUCCUGGAGUUCAGAUCAGCUUUUUCUUAAACGAUUCAUACAGUAGUGAACUAGCAAAAUCUACACUCUGGGAGGUUGUUUGAAAACGUGCCAUUGAAAAAUCUUAUUACAGAGGUAAAAAAAAGCCAUAUAUGAUCAUUUCAUUAUUACUUGCAAGAAUCUGCUUCUUAUGUUUACCUAUAAAAUGUUUCAAAUAAACAUCAUAACUUAAUUGAAAGAUGUUCCUGUGACAUUGAAAUUUUUAAUAUUGCAUUUAAAAAUGCCAUUCUGCUUGAAUCUGUCUUAUGCUGACAACAAUAUCCACAUAUGUUAUAUUUUAAUCAGAAAUAUCAUCAAUUUGAAACAUCCUGAUUGCAUUGGAUUGAUGAUCUAUUAAACGCUUUGCAUGCAA